This is a messenger RNA of Physcomitrium patens, 1379 nucleotides long. RefSeq lists its product as uncharacterized. Gene Ontology annotation, cellular component: ribosome. The record is from RefSeq and is a predicted model, not a curated record. Gene Ontology annotation, molecular function: structural constituent of ribosome. NCBI's taxonomy places the organism in Eukaryota, Viridiplantae, Streptophyta, Bryopsida, Funariales, Funariaceae. Gene Ontology annotation, biological process: translation.
AAAAAAGUUUAGUCAUGGGAAUAGACGUCAUGGUUUUAUCUCGGUGUAAGCCGAGGCUGGGACCCAGCUUCGGUGCAACCACUGAGGUUGUGCCUUAUCCGGGGCCUCAGAAUUGCGGCGUUCUAUUAUCCUGAGAGACGCUUGCUCUUUCUCUCCAGGGAGCCAGUUCGAGCAGCUCGCAGUUCCAAUUUGGUGCAUCAAUUUUGCUUCUGCGGCGAUGGCGUCGACUACCGCGGGCGUGGCGUUGCCUCUCACCUCUUCGUCUUCCUCCCUCGCUUCGCCUCUGUCGCACAGCACGACCAAUGCGUCCUUCAGUGGCUUGAAGGUGGUGCCGUCUUUGAAGCGGGCGAGCGUGAAGAAGGCAUUGCAAUGCCAAUCAGCUGCCAAGCCCGGGAAGGUCGUGGCUAUGGCAGUGACGCUUCCCAUGUUGACGUUCGAGGGCGAGGCAGCCGGGGAGGUGGAGAUGGACCUGCGGACGGCCCGGCCCGAGACUGCUAAGGCUGUUGUACACAGGGGUGUGAUUUGUGAGAUGCAGAACAGGAGGCGGGGAACCGCGUCGACUUUGACGAGGAGUGAGGUGCGAGGAGGAGGAAGGAAGCCUUACAAGCAAAAAGGCACCGGAAGGGCUCGCCAGGGAUCGAUUAGGACGCCACUUCGCCCUGGUGGAGGUGUUGUAUUCGGCCCUAAGCCCAAGGAUUGGUCCAUCAAGAUUAACAAGAAGGAGAAAAGGUUAGCCAUUAGCACUGCCCUGCAGUCUGCAAGUGUUAACACUGUGGUGGUGGAGGAUUUUGAGGACAAAUUCACCACGCCUAAGACGAAGGAAUUCAUUUCUGCACUCAAGAGAUGGGGCGUCAAGCAAGGAGAAAAUUCGUUGCUGUUUUCUGUGAACCCUUCGGAAUCUCUGGUAUUGUCCAGCAGAAAUGUAAGUACCGUCAAGCUCAUUACACCCCGAAAUCUGAACCUCUAUGAUGUCUUGAGAGCUGACAAAUUGAUUCUUACCAAGUCGUCGGUGGAGUACUUAGAGCAAAUGUAUGGCGCGUCCGGUUCGUUUGAGAUUAUUGUUGGAGAUGGUGAGGGAGAAGAAGAGGAUAGCGCUAUCGAGGAGGCCAGUGAAGAGGCUGUCGAGCCUGAAACCUCGUCUUAGAGUUAGGGUUUUAAAGAUUCCUGCAAUUAGGUGAAUCUAUAAUGAGACUUCUGUGCCGAUUUCUUAAAACUAGGAAUUACUGUUAUCUUCACAGGUCUGCGCCAAACUGAAUUGGUUUAAGAGAUGCUUAUGUGAUCUUUAGUCUUUCGAGAAAGUAAAAUGCGAGUCUGGCAUGUCGAUUUUAGUCGUCUCUCAUACUUCUCAAUUCUUGGUAAUAUACUUCAAUUUCUUGAAA